AUGGUGUGCCCGAUUACGGUCACCAAGUUCGUUGGGACGGUGUCCCUCGGGCUCUUGACGGGCCUGUCUUACUCCAUGGCGACUGUUACCAUCCCCUCGUUAAGACUACUCCCUACUGCUUCUCACGCCUCUCGCGCUCUGAAAGACGCUAAGCGACGCUCCCGCAAGCACGCUCUUCGCCUGGCCAACCUGACAAACACCUGUCUUCUCUUCGCCUGGCUCGUCUCGCCCAGACGUCGGAAACAUCCCUAUCUGAUCUGGGUGUGCCUCUCGUCCACCUUGGGCGCGUUCGGUGUGGACUUCUGGUUUAACCGCGACAAGGGUCUGGCCGCCUGGGCUCGCACGCUGAUUGAGGACGUUGACGUGCCCUUCUUGACUCUCAAGAAGAAGACGGCGGCGACACCAACGAAGAAGGACGAGGACCUGGUCGUGGUCGAGGCGGAAUCGGACGUCAAUGGCGAAAGGGUUGAGCGGGACAUGGAGCAGGAGCGCAAGCUGCAGCGCGCGAGGGCCUGGUUCUCUGGUGUCGCGCUGGCGAUGGGCAUUGUCGGACUGUGGGGCGACGGCCAACAAGGAGGCAUCGCACCAGCCUUAAAUAUGUAUUUUCCUCUCCCUCCUCCCCUCAGCUGCCUCAUCUCACCUCUACAUUCUUCACCUGCGAAAGUGACAUCCGCCUCUUCUCAUAUGCUAUGCAUCCGAUUCAUUGAGUAUUUUUGUGGAAACUAUCGUCUAUAUGAUCCAACGCCCAGCCAGGCAUUGGGCAUCUUUCUUGACAUUGACAAAUUGUUGUUUCUUUUCUUUAUUCCCUCCCCAGACAACAAGGUCGUCUUCUGUACCGGCGGCGCCGGAACCAUCUGCAGCGCGCAGGUCCGCGCUCUCGUCCACCUCGGCGCCAACGCGUGCAUAGUUGGGCGAAAUGUCGAGAAAACUGAGAGGAUGGCCAAGGAUAUCGCCACGGCGCGACCAGGUGCCAAAGUGAUUGGCAUUGGGGCUGUCGACGUGCGGAAGUUCGACACCUUGCAAGCCGCCGUGGAGCGCUGUGUGAAGGAGCUAGGAGGCAUUGAUUUCGUGAUUGCCGGCGCAGCAGGCAACUUCCUCGCCUCGAUCAACCAGCUCUCCGUCAAUGCGUUCAAAUCGGUCAUGGAUAUCGACGUCCUCGGCUCUUACAACACGCUCAAAGCGACCAUCCCUUACUUGACAGAGUCGGCCGCAAAGCAUAGAGUGGAUCCGAAGAGUUUAAGACAAUCACAACAAGGCACUGGCGGCCGAAUCAUCUUUGUCAGUGCUACGAUCCAUUAUACGGGCAUUCCGUUCCAGACACACGUCUCCGUCGCCAAAGCCGGUGUCGAUGCAUUAUCCAACAAUGUCGCCCUCGAGUUUGGUCCUCUGGGCGUGACCUCGAAUGUUAUCGCACCGGGACCGAUUGCGAAUACAGAGGGUGUCGAGCGUCUCGUGCCCUCCACAGAGAAAGAGAAAGCCACGAAAAAGCAGCCUCUGGGCCGAUUCGGCUCUGUGCGGGACAUUGCUGAUGCGACGGUGUAUCUGUUCUCCGAGGCUGGAAGCUACGUGAAUGGCCAGACUCUUGUUGUCGACGGAGCAUCCUGGCGUAUUAGUAGCAGCUCGAUCGGUGGCAGUUUCGCAUAUCCAGACUUUCUCCUCUCAGGCAAUGCUGUCUCCAACGUGAAGGGCCAGAAGAAAUCCAAACUUUAG
This is a messenger RNA of Rasamsonia emersonii CBS 393.64, 1710 nucleotides long. Its product is annotated as Oxidoreductase, short-chain dehydrogenase/reductase family. The coding region runs from base 1 to 1710 and encodes 569 amino acids. NCBI's taxonomy places the organism in Eukaryota, Fungi, Ascomycota, Eurotiomycetes, Eurotiales, Trichocomaceae. The record is from RefSeq and is a predicted model, not a curated record. The transcript has 9 exons. Gene Ontology annotation, biological process: fatty acid catabolic process. Gene Ontology annotation, molecular function: 2,4-dienoyl-CoA reductase (NADPH) activity.